UUUUUUUUUUUUUGGUUUUUUUUUUUUUUUGCUUCUAUUUAAACCCGGCUUGUUUGCUUUUGUUACCGUGAUCGGGUUCCCAGUCUGGUUAGCUUGGAUGCUUGUUGUGCUCUCGGUAACAUUGAGUUUUGCUUCUCCAAGCUCUGUUAGUCACCCUUGGGUUCUGCUGGGAUGUGUGCUUGUCUGUCCCGCUGUGCUUUUAAUACCUGAAUUCCUCCAUGGGAGCUGAAGGGAUUUUUUUUUAACCAAGAUUUUGAUAGGAAAGUCUUAAUAGAGCAGAGUGCUUUAACCACCCCAAUGGCUGAUUACAUUUGCAGGUUGCUCUGCUCAGUCAGACGUGGAAUCUUUUGUUCUGAGCCUCCUUGGACAGGCCAAAUCUGUUUGUUCUCUGGUUGCUGGCGUUGUCCUGCGGCCAGCCCCUGCCCUAGUGGGAUCUGAGCACCCACGUGGAGGUUUCCAGGUGUCUCUUGGCCAUAAAUUGAAGACAGCUGCCCUGGAAGGGAUGUGCUGUCCUUCCCUGUGCUGUCCUGUCAUCAGCACCACGCAGCCCUUCGUGCCCACCACCCCUCGUAGCUGCCCUGAGCUCCGCAGCUGUGACUUAGUGCAUUUUCACAUUGUCUCCAUAAGCAGGUGGGCAGCUCAGCUGCCCCUCCCCUCCUGGCACAGCCCUGCCCUGGGAGGAGGAUCGUGAUGCCCAGCUCUGCAGUGAGGAAGAGCAGCCGAGGCGGCGACGAUGACUGCCAAGAACACCGAACCCAAUGGCCCCAUGCGGGAGCCAGCGGUGGGGGGCACGAAGCCGUCAGCCCCCCCUGCCCCACCACGACGCCGUGGACGUAGGCUACGGCGCAAGUCACUGCCAGAGGUGGCGGUGAAGGGACAGCUUCGCAUGCGCUCGCCAUCGGGAGCCUUCGUCAUGGUGGGCAUCUCAGUGGUCUUGGUGGGCAUGACCAUUGCUGUGGUGGGCUACUGGCCCCACCGGGGGCAUGGAGGUGCUGGGGCUGGAGCAGGGAAUGCCAGCACGGCGGGGGACAUGAGGAGGGAGGUGGUUGCUGGGCGCCCCAUGGCCCACAAUGAGAAGCUGAAGCUGAUCGGCCCUGUCAUCAUGGGCAUCGGGCUCUUCAUCUUCAUCUGUGCCAACACCAUGCUCUACGAGAACCGGGACAUGGAGACCCGCAUGCUGAUGCAGAAGGGUCUCUACUGCAUGGCCACGGAUCUCCCUAAGGGGACCAGCCCCAAGGAUGGGGACGCCCAGCUGGCACCCAAGGCCAGCCCUGAGUGCUUGGAGGGCUGCUACGAGGUGGACCUGUCCCUGGGCGGCAAGUGGGCUGAUGGCUAUGGCCCCAACAGGCUGCAGACCACGGCCGAGCUCAUGCAGUGCCCAGGGGCGUCCCCAGCUGCCUCGCUCCUCAGCCUCCACUCGGAGGCCAACCUUGGGCUCUCCACCACUGUCGGGGCCUUGGCGCUGCCCAUCAUCAAGCUCAACAACCGCUUGCUGGAUGCUGCCUCAAGAGGGGCCAGUGGGAUGAUAGAGGGAACCCACCCCCCUGCUGAAGGCCUGGUGCCCUCCCGGGCCCUGCUGUCCCCCAACGGCAGCAGCGUUGCACCUCGGAGCCUGGAGCACUGCAGCGGCCAUGUCAUCGUCAACAUGGAGGAUGGCGGCCCCAUGGUGGAUCUAGGCCCCGACGCUCAGCCCCACAACCCGGGGCACUCCAAGUCCCUGGACCUGGGCCGGCCGGGGGUGCUGCUGGUGGCUCCCAUCAAGGACCGUAAAAACCGGAGCUGGCCCCGGCUUGACCACGUCAACGCGGUGGCUUACGCCAAACUGGAGAACUGGGGCGAGUCCUUGGACCGGCUACUGGAGACUGGCGGGACGCCACAGCACACCGAGCCCCGGCCCAGCUCCUGGGUGGUGGGCAUGGAGGGCGGCUCGCGGGUCUGACAGCCCUGGGGUUGAGGGUUUGAAGCAGAUGAUGUGAUGCCGAGAGGUCCCCAAGCUUGGGGAAGGCUCCUGGGUUGGGACCUUUACUCCUCCCCGCCUGCCUCCUCUUCGUCACCACCUUCCCUGGGGAUGCUCUCAGCCUUACAAAGCCCUUCUGCUGACAGCUUUCCUGGAGGAACCCUCUCUUGGAGACCCACCGUGGACCACGGCAUGGGGUUGGGGUGAGCAAAGCACAAGGGGCUCCCCUUGCCCAGCCCAAUGGGAAAUUUGCUUGAGCAGAGCCUGACAGGGCCAUUAAAUGUUACCUUGAUGCCAUGCAGUGCUCCCUUGUCUCAUACUCAGGGUGGGAGUGUGACAUCCCCACCACUGUGGCUCUAGGCAGUGCGGGAACAUGUGUGAGGAAGGUGGACAGGGAGAGCUUUACCUGGAAAAACAUCCCCGCUUCACUGGAGCCCAUCACCAGGCCUUGCAAAUCUCUGCUUUCCCUGGAAUUACCUCAAACCUGGGUACAAACCCAUCCCAUCCCUUUUCCUUAAGCCUCUGUGCCCGGAGGACUCGGUUUCCCAUAGGGAAUACCAAAGGGGUGGUAUGGAUGGCGUUGUCCUAAAAGCAGAGGUGUUCAUUGUGCCGGUCCUGCGGGGUUUGUGCCUCAUGGGGUCCUGCUGCCUGCACUGGGGCUCAGCUCCUUCACAGCAACUCCGUGCAGAUGUGCCCUGCUGCUGAGGACGUGCAGAGAGGUGACAAGUUCAGGGUGAUGCAAAAGGAGCCCGGGGAGCUGCAGAUGUCGGUGCUGCUGCCCGCUUCACGCUGCUCAGGCAGCUGCAAUUUUCAAGCAACAAAAUGGAGAAGCUCCUGGAGUGCAAUUGCUUCCAAAGCUGAUUUUGGGGUGGUGAUAAUUUUUAUUUGGAUGCGAGCAGCAGGAGGAUGCAGUGGGGCAGAGAGGGGGGCUGGCACUGGUGUUACAGUGCUGCUCGUUGCCCUUGUGUUAUUUGGUGCCAUUUGGCUGCGGGAUGGGAGCUGCUGGAGCUGGGCCCAUGUGUGGUGCCUGCACUGGGAUCUCGGGUCCGAUGGCCUUGCUGCAGAGAAGGGAAGCAUCUGCUGCUCCUUUCGUGAAAAUGUGCAAUUUUUGUUGGAGAGCUUCUUCCCCAGCCCCACGUGGUGCCUUUGCCAUGCCCUGAUUUACCGCGGGGAAGGAGGGGAUGUCCAUCCCAGAAGGUCCUAGGAGAGGAGCAGUGGUGGCAGCAGGAGGGCACUGGGGGUUCCCUGCUUGGCUCUGGUGGAGGUUCAGGAGCCAGGAGCCAAACCCUGGAUGGGAUGUGGGGUGGGACAUGGGGGGCACCAGGUGAGUGCAUGGCUGCAGCGCAUCCUUCUGCUCCCCCUCACUCACUGGGAUCACGUUGCUUCCAUUAAGACAAACCAGAGAAGGUUGUUUUGCAGCACUGUGGUCCACGCCUGAUCCUGCUGCUGCUCCAGUGCUCAGCAGAGCCCCCCCCUCCCCAGUUCUUUCCAGCAGCAGCUGGGGACACGUCCCCAAGCAUCCCAGCCCCUCUGCAGGCUCCAGUGGAUCCCUGCUUGGAGCUGCUGCUCUCACCAGCGACUUGGGAGGCACAACAACGUGGCACUGCUGCUUGAGCUGGAUCCCUGCCUCUCCCAUCCCAAGAACAAAGCCGUGGUGUGGGGAUGAGUGUCAGCGGCUGAAAUACGUCUUCUCUGCGUGAAAUGGUUUUGUUUUCUCUUCUGAUCCCGUCCCUCUGAAGCAAGCAUGGAGCUUUGGGGCUUGGAAGCUGCAGGAUAAUGCCUUUCUUCAGCCUAAGCCAUCUCUGCAGAACAUUGUGGCUUGGUAGCCGCGUGCUCUGGCACAAACACAUCGCAGCAGAGCAGCCCCAUCCCAGCUGCUGGCUCCUGUCACUGCCCCUUCUGUCCCCGAGUGGGGCUGUGCUGGUGUGGGGGACAGGGGGUGGGAGAGCAGGAGCUGCCAUCGUGUGCCACCUCCUUGCAUCCCCCCCCCUCCAUUAAUGAUGCGAUAGCACGUGGCACCAGGGCUGGGAAGAGGCAGAUGAAAGCCUACGAGGCUCAAACCACCAACAUUAGAGCAGUCUGGGCUUUUUUUUUCCCUCUUGGGAAAUUUGGCAUUGUUUGUUGCUUUUCUUUUCAGGAUCUGCUUCACGCUUUCUUGCCUCCACUUUGCUACAAAGCGACCCAGGAAGCAGACAGGGGCUGGGGGUGGGUCCCUGCUUAACCUCCAGGUGAUGCUGCGCUCAUUCAGCGCGUGACCCAACCAGCCAAAAAGCCACCAAAGGGCUCCUGGGGCAGGAAUGCACUCGGGGGCUAUUUGAGAUUGAAAAUAACUUUUCCUUUGCAUGCACCCACACGUCCCCCAGCUCUGCUGCUGCCCUGGGACGCGGUGUUGGAAGCGCCGUUGCAGCGCUGCUUCCAUCCCAUCCCACCACAAAGUUAAAGCAUCCUGAAAGCAUCUCAGCGCCGUGCAGCUGUGGAACGUGAUGCCUUAAUGUGGGACAAAAAAUAAAAAAGGACAAUGUACGGAAAAGAGACGGAGGAGAAAUGCUGGCAUUUUGCAGGGUAAGUUUGAGUUUUACCCAGCUGGGGAGCGCUGGGCUGGGCAGCAUUGCCCACAGCUGUGCUGAGCCCACCCAGCACCAGCAGCUGCUCAGCCCUGGGCUCAUUUCCCUUCCUGCUCUCCUCCCUGCACUGAGCAAACUCAGAGCUGUAAUGCUGCCCGUUUGGUAAGUCUUGUCUAUUUAUUUCUACCCCUCUAAAGGUUUAAAGUCAAUGUGAAGGAAAGCACUCUGCUGGUGGUUGCAGGCCUGUAGUGCAGCCAGGGAGUCCAAGUGUUGGUGCAUUAUUUAGGGAGGGCUCUCUCUGCCAUAAAUCUCAGGGCACGGGCGUUGAGUGGAGGAGGGGGAGGUGAGGGGCUCAGUGCAGCCACUUGAUGAGAUCCCCAUGGUUAAGCACGAGGGUCCCUGCGUGGGGAUGGGUUGUGCCCCAUGGUGACGGAGCCUUCUGAGCUCAGUGCAUGGGAUUUCGGGUGCUACCUUUGGUUGGCCGUGUCAGUGAGCUCUGAGCUCGCAUCUCGGUGCUCAGAACCUGGCCGAGGUUGCUGGCUUUGCUGCAGCCUUUGUAGCUUUGGGAGGGUCCCGUUGGGAAGCUGAGUUCCGAAGCCUGAAUUCGCCAUCAGCUGCUGUCAGCACCCCAGCUGGUAAGGAUGGGAACGUGGGGAUCUGGGCUCUGUUCCCACUCCAACAAAACUCCCCUGGAGAAGCUUUGUGGGUGCCUGGCGCUGUGCUGGCUCUCUCCUGUAGGACCCUUUAGCUCCUGGGUGGCCGUUAACCUCGAGGCAGCUCCCUCAGUUCCUCCAAGCAGAGGUUCCAAAUAGAAAACUUCCAGAGGGAUGUGACUUAGAAGCGCUCCUUCAUGCUCUCCUUUCCACCUCUGAGCCCCUCCUGGAUGGCACUGAGGUGUCCCUGUCCCUGAGAAAGGUUUGGCUGCUGUGUGGGUUUUGGAGGAGGGAUGUGGUGGUGAUGGAGUGGACCAAAGCGAAGUAAUUAAGAGUGUUGUCAUGUCUGAGAAGCACAGUGCAGAGCAGCAACUGGGCUGUACUGGUGUGGUGUGCUCUGGGCUGGGCCUCCUGGAGGUGCUCUGGCGUGGGGCUGGGGGCUGGGAGCAGGAGGGAUGCUCAGAGCAUUGAACUGUGCUGGUAGAAAUGGGGACCAGGCUAUCACGAGGGCACCAGAGCUGCAGCACCCAUGGGUGCUGGUGCUACAGUGCGUGGAGCCCACGGAUCUUGGUGGGGCUGAGGCACUGGGGGAGAGUUUCCAGCCCUGUCCCCACCCCUGGGAUGCAGGGGUUGGGGUGCAAGCCGGCCCCAGUGCCCCUCGUGGUUCCUGGGCAGGGAGUGGGGCUGUGGGUCCUGGGUGUCACAAGCGACAGCACUGACUGUCCCCAGCAGCCUCCCAAAAUGGCAUGAACAGCCUAAAAAUAUCCCCAUCUGGGGAUGCGGGUGGGAAUGUUCUGCUCCCGGUGGGCCCAGGAAAGGGGUGGGAGUGGGGGAGCAGUGGUUUUGGCUCCUCUUAAUGGAUGGGAGCUGCGAGACAGAGCCUUGGCGUGGGGCCCCACAGGAGGUCUGGUCUGGGACACGGGUUUGGUGGUUUUCCUUUUUUACUGGGAUUUCUUUGCAUUUCCAUGGUGUUUGUUUGCCUGUUUUUAUUUCCCUUGCUCCCAGGCAGGCUCUGUAUGGGGGGAGGGGAGGAACUGAGGCAGGGGUUAAAGGGAUGCAGAGCCCCAGGCCAACCCCUCACCUCAGCAGCUGGAUGCUGUGCCAAGUUUUGCUGUUUCUGACCCCUCUGCAUCUCCCAGGGCUGCUCCUGCAGGGACGGGGUCAUGCACAGGGGACUUCAGCAGCCCCCCUCAGCCCUAGGGCAGGGUUAUUCCAGGAGCAUUUUGGGCUGGCUGGCGCACACACUGAUCCUAAUGGGGUUGGACAACGCUCGGAGCCUGGGGUACCGCGGGCUCCGUGACCCGAUGCGCUUUUCAGCUUCGCCUUGCUGUGCUGGGUCGGUCACAUCGUGUUGGAAACUGAUGGAAGAGGCAGCUCCAGCGGAGGCCGUUUCCCAACUGUUUGUGGUCCAUUUCUAUGGCUCUCUCCCUAAAUCUUGCCCGCAGCGGCGUGCUGCGAUUGGAAACGUGGAGAGGUUCAAGAGCCAGCUGGCCCCCGGCGCAGCACCGCCGAGCGCGCCGCGUCAGCGCUCCUGUUGGUAUUCCCGUUGCUCUUAGAGAUGCUGCAGAUGGGAUGCCAAAAAGAAAAAAAAAAAAAAAAA
This is a messenger RNA of Numida meleagris (helmeted guineafowl), 6774 nucleotides long. RefSeq names its product transmembrane protein 200B (gene TMEM200B). The transcript has 2 exons. The record is from RefSeq and is a predicted model, not a curated record. The coding region runs from base 734 to 1939 and encodes 401 amino acids. Lineage: Eukaryota; Metazoa; Chordata; Aves; Galliformes; Numididae.